CCGCUGCCUCUUUCAUCUUCACAGAGGAGGCGGUGGCGGGAAAACCGGUCCCCUUCGAAGGGAAGUGGAUGACGCUCGAAUGUCAGUGGAGCCAGUCAGUACCUAGACGUCCAGCCAUCGUCCCCAUCGAAAAGUUGAGGGACCGCGUGGACCACGGGCAGAGGCUUGAUAUCUGGAUGUCAAUGGAUAUUAUAAAAGGAAACCUAGAUGGAAUUUCAAAACCAGCCUCAAGUUCAAGAUCACGUCCUGGGAGCCGAAGUUCAAACGGUUCUCUGGAGGUGCUCUCGCCAGAACCAGGGCCUGUCAAGAUUGACAUGGUGAACAAGCUGAAUUCUGGCAAAGAGGGCCGCACAUCGGACAGUAGAGUGGAAGAAAGAAGGAGGAGCAGUGAUGACGAGUGGGCGGACAACCCCAGGAGCACAGAACCAGCCCAAGAGAGCUCAGAUGAAGACUCGAACCUGAGCCAACCUCAGGGGACCCCUGAGCAUUCAGAUGAUCCCAAGUUAGAAGGGACGGAUGCUGUACUUCAAAAUGCCAUUCAUAAGAUGCACAGACUCGACAAGAUAUUGGCCAAAAGACGAAUUAGAGAAAAGGAAAUUAAAAAGCAAGGCCUAGAAAUGAGAAUUAAGCUGUGGGAAGAGCUCAAGUCUGCAAAAAACACUGAAGACUUGGAAAAUGACGAGGAGCUGGAAAACACUAAAAAGUUUUUGUACUUGACUUCCAAAUCUGCAGGGACAGCAGCUGUAGAGCCAUUGCACUGCAAAUUCGAAGAUGACCUUUUCUCAGUGUUUCAUACUCAGAUUCCUCAGGAAACUUACGAAAAUCACACGGAGAAGGACUUUACCUGUGAUGUGGAGAAAAAUGGGCCAUUGAUCAAAACAGAAAAGCAACCGUUUUCAAAUACAGAAGCAAUUGAGCCUAGGAGUGAACACAGCCAGGUUUUCAUUAUACGGAAUGCUGAACAUAGUCAGGAUUUUAUUAAGCGAAACAUUGAGUUGGCCAAGAGUUCAAGAAGCCCAGUGGUUAUGGUUGAAGGAGAGAAGAAACGUCUGGAUGAGCUCCUGAAAGGCUUAGAAGAUACAGACUCAGGACUGUCCAGUUCCGAGGGCGAUCAGUGUGGUUGGCUGGUCCCAGGAGAAGGCUAUACCCUUGCAGCCGCCGAGUCUCAGCAGCUUGCUGAGAUUGACAUAAAGCUCCAGGAGCUCUCCGUGGACUCUCCUGCCGUCUUCAGCCUUGAAAGGCAGAGCAACAAGGGUGAUAUGGAACAUGACUCCAAUGAAGAAAGAAAUACGGAACCAACUCCAGGGGAGAAGAUACUCCGGGACAACAAAGAGCAAAGGGACCGUGAGUCUCGGCUGAGAGCCAUCGAUGGGAAGCUGAAAGAGAUCAAUGAACAGGUUGAGGAAUGCCCAGUGAUAACUCCUGGUAAACGGAAUGAGCGGAUUACGUGGAGAUGGCUACUUGCUAAAAUCCUUGAGCCAGAGUGUGAAGUGUAACUAUUCUCUUUAUUUUUUUACAAUACAUCAUGGUUCUCAAAGUGUGCAUCUUCGCAAUGUAAAACUUAAUUGAUUUGGCAAAUCCCUAUUGUAUA
Rattus rattus (black rat) is the source of this 1591-nucleotide messenger RNA. It is a transcript of the gene Fsip1, whose product is annotated as fibrous sheath interacting protein 1. NCBI's taxonomy places the organism in Eukaryota, Metazoa, Chordata, Mammalia, Rodentia, Muridae. The transcript is spliced from 12 exons. The record is from RefSeq and is a predicted model, not a curated record. Bases 69 to 1496 code for a protein of 475 amino acids.